Rotaria sordida is the source of this 1230-nucleotide messenger RNA. Lineage: Eukaryota; Metazoa; Rotifera; Eurotatoria; Philodinida; Philodinidae. The record is from the annotation of a GenBank genome assembly.
AUGGCUUCUGCUGGGUUCUAUUAUACAAGUAUAGGUGAUACAGUCCGUUGUGAUACUUGUGAAUUAGAAGUAUCUGGAUGGGCGUUAGAUAUGAAGCCAUUUGCUAUUCAUGCACAACGCAGCCCCAAAUGUGCAUUUGUUCGCUCAAUUCUAUUUGAUGAUAUGACUCCUAAAUCAUUAACGAUAAAUCUUCGUGAAAUGAAUUCGGUGUUAAUAAAUGAUGAAAAGUCAUCUAAACAUCAAAAAAUUGAAGCAACACAAGUUAUUUGUCAGCCACAUAGAUUUAUCGAAAUUGACAAAAUAAAGCAAAUACGAAAACGAACUUUUUCACAUUGGUCACAUAGAACAUCACCUUCAAGUCAACAAAUGAUUGAAGCUGGUUUCUUCAAUUGUAAUGUUGAUGAUCGUGUCAUUUGUUUAUGUUGUAAUCUUAUUUGUCAAAAAUGGACACCACAUACAGAUGAUCCAUGUCAAAUACAUAAAACACUUUCUCCUAAAUGUCCAUAUGCUAUUUCAAUGUUAGAGAAUCAAUCAAUAUCAUCAGUUCAUAUCAUUAAUGAACAGGUCAUGAUAGAUACCCCUAUAGUGACAACAAAUAAUAAUACAUGUCAGAGUAAUAAGAUUGUUGACCCUGCUAUAUGCCAUACAAAUUAUAUUGAAAUUCCUAUGCGUCAUGCUUCUUUUGCUACAUGGUCGAAUGAAAAUUUACCGUCUGUUGAUGAUCUGGUGAAGGCUGGGUUUUUUUGUACUGGCAAUACAAUUAUUGUGACAUGUUUUUAUUGUAAUGGAUCAUUACAGAACUUCGGAGCAAACGAAAAUCCAAUCGUUGAACAUAUUCGAUGGUUUCCACAUUGUGCAUUUGCUAAAGAGUUGUGUAGUCCAGAGCUGUAUCAAGAAAUUCAACAAGUUGAAGGAAGACAUGACAAUGAUGAGGAUGAUGAAGUCACUAUCUCAUCUCAUAUUAGAAGUCGUCUUGAUUUAUCGAUCUCGCAAAAUUUAAUUGCUCAAGGUUUCCACUUAUCAAUCAUCAAACGUUGUUGUAAAGAUCAAUUCGAUUUAAAACAUGAUGAUUUUGCUGAUGAUUCCGAUCUUCUAGUAGCUUGCAUGAUUCUUCAAAAACAAAUUGAACGUAUUGAUAAUAAGAAAGAAAAGAUUAUUAUUCCGAAUAUAAAAAUGAACGAGAUUCGUCUACGAGAACAAACAGAUAUUUGUAGUUCAACUUAUAUAUGA